This is a messenger RNA of Penaeus chinensis, 937 nucleotides long. RefSeq names its product proline-rich protein HaeIII subfamily 1-like. Lineage: Eukaryota; Metazoa; Arthropoda; Malacostraca; Decapoda; Penaeidae. The transcript has 2 exons. The record is from RefSeq and is a predicted model, not a curated record. Bases 56 to 760 code for a protein of 234 amino acids.
CCCCAGCACACUGCAGCGGGAUUCACCGGUGCAACGUGGCUAGGAGGACCGAAAGAUGGCGAGGGUUAUUGCUGUGCUGCUGAUCGGCGUGUGCGCCGCGCUGGCUGACCGCAACCUGGAGAACUUCACUCCCGGGCGGCCAGUCGUCUCCGGGCGCCCCGGCGUGUCCACGGGGGGCCGCGUCCCCAGCUUCCAGAGGCCUCAGGUUGACCCCAGGCCAUUUGGUCGCUCGAGGCGCUCGCCAGACUCGCCAAUCCCUCCUCCAGGCCACCUGACACGCCCCUUCCCACGCCCACGCCCGCAACGCUCACCGGACUCCCCGCGCCCUCCUCCCGGCCUCCUGACCCGCCCCUUCCCUCGGCCACAGCGCUCCCCUAACUCUCCCGUGCCCCCAGGCCACCAGAGCCGCCCCCAGACCCAGCCCACUCCACCUCCAGGCCACCAGACCCGCCCCCAGGUCCUGCCCGCCAACCUGGCCAAGCCCGCCUCCCGCCCGCAGCGCUCGCCCAACUCCCCGACACCGCCCCCAGGCUACCAGCCGAAGCCGCAGGUGCAGCCCACGCCCCCGCCAGGCCACCAGCCCGUGCAGACCCUCCCGGCGGAGCUCCCCGAAGACAAGACCGCACCCAUUCCCCCGAAGACGGAGGGUCUGAAGCCGGCGGAGAGGCCCCAGGGCGAGUCGAGGCCUUCUCCCGCUGACCUGACCAAGCCCUUGCCCCGCCCCCAGCGCCCCCAGACCCUCCCGGCCGCCGUGCCCUAGGAGCCGCAGGCGCAGGAGACCCGGCAGGGAGGACCUCCGUCGAUCGCGCGUCGGCGACGGAGAGAAUCUCGUUUAUCUGUUCAGAAUAAUUUUAGUCAACUUUUCAGUCAAAAAAACUGUUAUGGAGCCUCAUUCAUGAAACCGAACGCUACUCUAAAAUAAAUAAUCAGACUUUCA